CGCAAUCUAAAAAAGGGGUAUGCAGUAGUAUUCGGACGCGGGUGCGAAGUGUAGCGUUGGAGGGGUUACUCUCAGAUAAAAACGUAAUCUGAUAUCGUUGUUGUUCCUCUUGCUCUUGCGGAACGAAACGACGACGUUCCCUUUCCCGGCGACUCGAACAUGCUCCUAUUCAAUUAGGGCUUCGCAACACUUCUCGCUCUCUUAAUUACAAACAACAACGCUCACCAAUCAACAUGGUUUCUCUUUCACUCUCAUCUCCCAAUUUCGCCACCGCUUUCCUCGCCAAAAAGCUGCCUCUCCGAGAAAAUACGAGGAAAUCCGCAACAUUUUCUGAUGUUUCGUUUCGUACUAGAUGCGCGGUCGACACGCCCUAUGGAGGUAAUGUCCCAAAAUUCCCACGUGUUAGUGUUUGGGAUCCUUACCGACGCCUUGGUGUUAGCCGUGAUGCUUCUGAAGAAGAAAUUUGGGGGUCAAGAAAUUUUCUGUUGGAACAAUAUGCUGGCCAUGAGAGGAGUGUAGAAUCAGUAGAAGCUGCUUUUGAAAAAAUAUUGAUGGCUAGUUUCAUUCACAGGAAGAAAACAAAAAUUAAUUUGAAAAGCAAGUUGAAAAAGAAGGUAGAGGAGUCUCCACCAUGGAUCAAGAACUUGCUAAACACUGUUGAAUUUCCACCAACUGAAAUUAUCCUCAGGAGAUUGUUUCUCUUUGCCUUCAUGGGUGGCUGGAGCAUUAUGAAUUCUGCUGAAACUGGACCUGCUUUUCAGGUGGCAAUCUCUUUGGCUGCUUGCAUAUACUUCCUUAACGAAAAGACGAAAAGUUUGGCUAGAGCGUGCAUUAUUGGGUUUGGAGCUCUUGUGGCUGGAUGGGUCUCUGGUUCAUUGCUGGUACCCAAUAUUCCAACAAUGUUGCUGCGCCCAACCUGGACCCUUGAACUCUUAACAUCAUUAGUAGUUUACUUGUUCUUGUUCAUUGGUUGUACUUUUCUCAAGUGAAGUGGCAACUAUUCUUCCAUAGUUUCAUUCAAUGUACUGUACUCUUAAUGAGUUUCUAGGAGAUCAAAACUCAACAUUUUUUUUUGUAGUUAGCUAAGUUGCCUACUAUUGUUAGCAUAGAUAUUACCAAGCCUAGUUUGUUAAUCUAAAUUUCGGUUGGCUACUGAGCA
This is a messenger RNA of Cicer arietinum (chickpea), 1159 nucleotides long. RefSeq names its product protein CHAPERONE-LIKE PROTEIN OF POR1, chloroplastic. Gene Ontology annotation, cellular component: chloroplast membrane. Lineage: Eukaryota; Viridiplantae; Streptophyta; Magnoliopsida; Fabales; Fabaceae. The record is from RefSeq and is a predicted model, not a curated record.